AUGUGCCUUUGCAAAGAUGCUAAAUUAAAAGAGCACAAGGGUCCAGAAACGCAAUCCAGAGGAUCAUCUGCUGAUAGAGUUAACGUGAAAUCGAUGGAAUCAUCGACUGACAACCUUGAUAUCGACAAGUUGCAACAGGAUCUUGAAAAUGAAAAGAAACUCAAAGCUGAGCUGGCUGAACAAUUAGAAAACUUGACAUGUAGCAUGAAAUGCUUGAAAUCAGACGGAGAGCAGCAAGCUGCUUGCUUGCGAGAUGCUUUGGCAAAAUCAGAGGAACAAGUGAAACUGGCUGUUAGAUCACGAAACCUAGCUAUGGAUUUGGCAAAACAAUCCAGAGAUCAUUCAGAUAUGAUAAAGACUAGUAAAAAUGAUUUGGCAGCUGAAAUUGCAAUUUUAAAACAACAAAAUAUAAAACUAGCUGAAGAAGCUGAGAAAAAUUCUACAUUAUCCAAACAACUGGGUCAGACAAUAUGUGAUAACACAAAACUUGCUUGCGAAUGCAAAGAGUUGAAAUUUAAAUUGAAAAAUAUGACUGAAAAUGAAGCAAAGAAAUGUGCAGAGGUUUCGGAAGAGGUGAAUAAAAUAAAAAGUGCAGUGCAUAAGAAAGAGGAAGCUCUAAAUACAGAAAAAAACGAAUAUGAGGAAAUGAUCACAGAGUUAACAAACGUAGUUAAAAUACAAAAGAAACAAAUAUGCGAAUUGAGUGGGGUCUGUAAUCAGCAACAGAUUCUAUUGCAAAAAAAGGAUACAUGCAUUUCUGAAAAGGAUACCCAACUGUGUGACCAACAAUGUAAAUUUAAGACAAUGGUCUCCAAAGUGAAAGAUCUUAAAGUAGAGCUUGAAAAUUUGAAAUGUUCCUUUGCUGAAGAAACGCAAAAAUGUAACACGUUGAGAAAAGAAGUAAGUGAUAUGAAGGAUGAUCACCAUUGUGAACUGAGAAUUAAAGAAAAAAUGAUAGAAGAUCAAAGUGACACAAUCAGAAGAUUGAAAAAAGUAAAUGAUACCAAAUAA
Messenger RNA from Neodiprion fabricii, 1011 nucleotides. Its product is annotated as leucine-rich repeat and coiled-coil domain-containing protein 1-like. The record is from RefSeq and is a predicted model, not a curated record. NCBI's taxonomy places the organism in Eukaryota, Metazoa, Arthropoda, Insecta, Hymenoptera, Diprionidae. The transcript has 6 exons. The coding region runs from base 1 to 1011 and encodes 336 amino acids.